GCGUUGCGGUGAGGAGAGUAUCAUUUUUGAUGCCUGGGCCGCGGUGGAAGUGUGCGAGGCUUGCGGCCAUGUGGCACAAGAGAGCAUACUCACACAGGAGAUUAUGUUCGAUGCGGAUAAUCGCCAGCUUGGCGUAGGGGUCAAACUCGGCGACACGGGGGCUCGCGCAGCCAGAAGCGCCUUUUUCAAUCAGCGAGCUGGCGGAAGAAAUGUGGCCCGCGCGUUGACUGAUAGGUCGACCCUGCACAAGGAUACGGUGACAAGGAGAUUGAGAGACGUCGCGGCGGCAAUACGUCUGCCAAGUAGUGUAGCCGACGAUUCGUUGGCGCUCCUGGACCGAUGUAUCGAGGAGGACGAUUGGGGGUCUGGGAGGUGGUCGGAGAUUCUCUCAGCUGCGUGCAUGUACAUUGCCAUUCGCCAAGCCAAUCUCGCGAUCACGGUCCUCGAAGUUGCGGAUUCUUUCCAUUGCGAUGUCACACAGCUUGGACGGAUGUAUUACCGUGUGCUUGCGGCACUGGAUAUUCAAGUGCCAGAUGUCAAUCCAGUGGCAUUCUUGGAGCGCGCGGUUUCCAAUCUGCCAUCCUUUCAGAUUGCAAUCCGGCCCGAGGAUCAACACAAAACCGCCUUUCAGACCAGGUACGGUCUGUACGAGUUUGUGGUGAUGCCUUUCGGCCUUUGCAAUCGGAUAUUCCAUGACUACUUGGAUAAGUUUGUCAUCGUGUACCUCGAUGACAUACUUAUUUUUAGUAAGACUGUUGAGGAGCAUGUUGCACAUCUGGACAAAGUCCUUAGUCUUUUGCGACAACACAAGUUCAAGAUCAACGGUGAGAAGUGCGAGUUUGGCCGCACCCGUGUCUUGUACUUGGGUCAUGAGAUCUCCGCGGAAGGUUUGAAGCCCGAUGAUGCGAAGGUGGCCAGCAUUCGUGAUUGGCCACGUCCUCAGUCUGUGACAGAGAUGAGAUCUUUCUUAGGAAUGACAGGCUACUACAGAACUUUUGUAAAGAACUAUAGCAUAGUGGCCGCUCCUUUGACUGAUCUGACCCGCCUUGACACCCCGUGGGAGUGGACAGAUGAGUGCGAGGCUGCUUUCAGACAUCUAAAGCAUGCGUUGACGCACUACGAGGUCUUGAAACUUCCUGAUCCUGACAAACCGUUUAUAGUCACCACGGAUGCCAUCCAAUAUGGCAUUAGCGCCGUGCUCGCGCAGCAGGAGGGGCCAAAGUUGAGGCCAGUCGAGUACAUGUCGAAAAAGAUGCCAUCUCAGAAGUUGGCAAAGUCCACCUACGAGAAGGAACUCUACUCAGUGACUGAUCAUCAGACCCUGAGAUGGAUGAGACCUCAGCCCGUACUAUCUGACGCUCUGAAGCGUUGGAUCGAAGUCAUUGAGCAAUAUGACUUCGACCUCCAUUAUCUCAAAGGGGAGUACAAUAAGGUGGCUGAUGCCUUGUCGCGUAGACCCGACUUUUCAGGUGCGCUGAUUACUGAGUUUGAUCUCACAGACGAUGUUACUCACUCUUUGGUGGAUGCCUAUCGCGAGGAUCAGUUCAUGUCUGAGAACAUACGCAGACUCCAGGCAAAGGACAAGAAGACCUCUGCUGAGUUUGAGUUGGUCAAUGGCUUGCUGUUCCUUGAGAAGGACGGGAAUAAGCGAUUGUGUGUCCCAAGUAGCGAGUCUUUGCGUAGUUUGUUUUUAGGCGAGUGUCAUGAUGCCACUGGCCAUUUUGGGUAUAAAAAGACUGCAGCCAACCUGCUGCAGCGGUUCUGGUGGCCCACGAUGAUGCGGGAUGCCCAGCUGUAUGUGGAGACUUGUCAAGUUUGUCAACGGGACAAGCCACAUACUCAGGCCCCUCUUGGGCUUCUGAAGCCCCUUCCGAUUCCGGAACGGCCUGGUGAGAGUCUGUCCAUGGAUUUCAUGGAUACUCUAAUCACCAGCAAGAGUGGGAUGCGUCACAUCUUUGUCAUCGUGGAUAGAUUUAGUAAGUAUGCUAGGUUAAUAGCCAUGCCGGAAACAGCAAAGACGGAGUACGUGAUUAGAAUAUUUAAAGAGAACUGGGUCAGGGACUUUGGUCUACCGAAGUCUAUUGUUAGUGACAGAGAUGUCCGGUUCACCAGUGAGUUGUGGAAGGCCGCUGUUGCAGAACAGGGAACUCAGUUGCAGAUGACUUUUGGGAAUCACCCAGAGGCCAACGGUCAGGCUGAGCAACUGAACCGCGUUGUGCAACACCUGUUGAGGCAUUACAUCAAGCCCAACCAGCGAAAGGUGCAAGCUUUGAGGCGUGAAACACAGGGUGCCAACUGUGGUGUAGCUCCAGAUGGUGGACUAGAAGAAUUAGAAGCAACAUUUGUGUUGCUCGGGAUGUGGUCUCGAUAUGAGGCGCUCUUGGGCGAGGUUAGGCGUCCUCUGCGGUUAGUGUUCCGAUGCGGGCCCGUUGAUGUGGCGGUGUUCUUUGUCCCGAUUCAGCCGGCCCUGGAUGUGGUCUCGAUAUGGGGCGCGAUGCUCUGGGGUGAGACUCGUGAGCUAUUAAUGCUCCGCGAGUUGUUUUGUAGCAUUUUGGAAAACCGUGUACCGGUUGGUGAGACCAGAACAAUUGCUGUUUUACGUGAUCAGAUCCGAUCACUGUCUGUCCGCAAUGCUGACUUGGAAAGUAGAAGGACAGAGCUCACUGUUGCACUGGCUUUGCGCAUUGACAGACGCCCUGUCCGGGUGCCAAAGCCAUUGCCCUAUUGUCCCCCGGACAUCCUUCUCCAUCAUGCUGCGGCUGAUGGACGGGUCAUGGCCAUGUAUAUGAGGGAUAGGCCGAGGGUGAUACAGAGUGCCACGGAAGUCGGCAUAUUGCUUACUGUCGAGGCUGAUUGGAUCGAUAUGUUAGGGUUGGAUCCUGACUCUCCAGCUUCGGUUCCUGAACACUCUGACAGUUGUUUCGAGCCUCCCUCGUACGAUGAACUCGAGGAUGAGAUCAGGGAUCGUCUCGAUUUCCGAGCUGCACGUUGGAGAAUUAGAAGAUUGUUGUUCAUCUCCGAUAUGAGGGGUGAUCUUGCACCCAUUGUGUACCCACUGUUCGUAUUGCCGAACAAUGACGUGUUACAGGGCUUUGACCGUUUUGUCCAGGCUGAGGUGCAAGCGGCGCUGAAGUUCGCUGUCACUGAGCCUCAGGCUUUGUCUACAAUCGAGGUGCUCUACGGUCUGUUGAUCGCUGCGAGGAGAGAGUUUGCGGAAUUCAUUAUUGCCACCUCCGUCCAGCAAACAGUUGCCGCUACGUAUGACAUAACUGUUCAGCAGCCUUUUGAUCUUCAGAGGUUGAGGUUCACCUGCUGGCUGCUGCGGACGGGGAUGCGAGACACCCUGUCAAUGCCAUUGUGCGUGAGAUGUGCGUCUUCCUCCGCAGUUGGGCCGAGUGUUCCCCCGGAACCAUUCGAGAAGGCCAAUGAUGCGCCACGGGAGGAUGAUAUGGUCAUCAGUCAGCUGCAGAUUGCAGAGGUUGACACGAUUCGUCAUCAUCUGCUCGACAGUGCAUCCCUUCUAAGGGAGCUUCUGCACGAUGACAAAGAGUACGGCGCAGACAUGAGAACUGCUGCAAACAACUACAUGCCUUCCCAAAUCCGUCAGGUCUGUGCCAUGCUUUUCGCAUAUGGUCCCCUUGCUGAUCCUAUGUCUCUCUUUUUUAAGUAUCGGGAACCUAUGUCUGAAGACUAUGUGAGAAGACUCCCUAAUUUCACACUCUCUCCUGCUGUCUUUCAAGCACUUGCACUUCUUGACAUAGAUGCUGAGCUCGUGGAUAUGAAAACAGACAUGUCCACUGUUGGUUUGUCCUUCCCAGACAUGCACGCUUUGCAGUGUGCUAAACAGCUCCGGAGUCGCCUCCUGUUCCAGGGGCUGCCAGAACUGAUCCAAGAAGAGUCGGCGUAUGACAGGGACCAACUCAACCAUGUCUGGGAAACCAAUGUACCUAUGUUGCACCCCUCCCAGCGGGUGCUCGUGCAGGGGGUUGUUGAUGCUGUCCUCAAAAGGACUCCUCUUUGUGUUUUCGUUGACGCACCUGUUGGCACGGGUAAAACAUUUUGUAUUAACACGAUUCUUUCCGGUGUUCGCCGUCAUGAGGGCUGCAUUGCUCUUGCAGUCGCUUCAAGUGGUAUUGCGUCGCUGCUCUUGCCUGGAGGCCGAACAUUUCACUCCAGAUUCCGUGCGCCGUUGACACCCGAUGAUAAAAAACCAUUCGCAAUUCCAAAGCAAAGCGAAUUGGCAACUCUUAUUAGGCGAGCACAACUUAUAGUGUGGGACGAGGCACCCAUGACACAUAGAUUUCAUUUGGAGGCCCUAGACAUUACAUUGCGUGAUCUGUGCGACUCUGACCUCCCUUUCGGGGGCAAGGUUGUCCUCUUGGCAGGUGAUUUCAGGCAGGUCCUCCCUGUUGUCAAACGUGGUAGUCGCGCUCAACAAAUCAAUGCUUGCAUUAAGUCGUCCCACCUUUGGCAGUACUUCCAUAAUCACAAACUCGACGAGAACAUGAAAGUCCUCCGUCGUGGCAAUGACGUGGUGGCAUUCGCUGAUUUCCUUCUUCGGUUAGGUAAUGGGCAACACGACGUGGUUGACCCGAGUGAUCCUGAGAUUAUUGAGCUCCCGCGGGAGAUCUGUACAGAUGCACCUGUGGUGGAUCUCAUUCGCUGGACUUUCCCAGAUUUACGUACCAAACCUGCACGGGACCCUUGCUCCAUCCUUGACAACGCGGAGCACGAGGAGAAUCUCUACCGUCAUUACAUAGCUGAUCGAGAAUCCAAGCUUGCGAGCCCGCUGAGUCGAGGGUUCCAGGAGGGAGAUCCAAGAGUUGAACGGGUCCGUGACCAGAUCGAGGAAGCCCAGUUGAAACGUCAACGAUGUGACGGCAAGGUCAAUCGAAUGCGAGCAAUAAUUGCUUCUGGGGACAUUGAUGAGGAUGCUGAUUACCGAAGUGAAGAAGAAAUACUGAGGGAUGGCGACACCGACACAUCUUCCAUUGCGGAGGAGGACAUCGUGACAGACUACGAUGUUAGUGAUAUCGAGGCGGAGGAGGACUUUGACCACAGGUGUUCCGAUGAUGACAAAAGCGACACCACCGACUCCAGCAAUGACAGCGCUUAGACCUGCGCCGACUCGUCAUGACCCGGGGAGUAUACUCCUCGCCUGGUUAUCAAUUCAGAUGUUCAACUGACAUUUGUGUUGUCUUUCAUUUGAACAAGUAUGUCAAUUGCCUGCUAUGCUUCUCCAGCGGAUUCACGGGUAUCCUUCCUCAAACAAACGUGGCCUCCGGGU
Chara braunii is the source of this 5287-nucleotide messenger RNA. The record is from the annotation of a GenBank genome assembly. Lineage: Eukaryota; Viridiplantae; Streptophyta; Charophyceae; Charales; Characeae.